This is a messenger RNA of Didymodactylos carnosus, 648 nucleotides long. NCBI's taxonomy places the organism in Eukaryota, Metazoa, Rotifera, Eurotatoria, Philodinida, Philodinidae. The record is from the annotation of a GenBank genome assembly.
AUGGACCAAUAUUGUCUUAUUCCAUACACAGAUGUUACUGGAGAGAUCUAUCACAUUGCUAUAUUGUAUAUUAUUCCAUUAGUCUGUAUCGCAGUGACGUAUUUGUGGAUAACAGUAUUUAUACGUCAAUCAUCGCGCGUAUCAUUAGUUAUUAUUUUAGCAAAACAGCAACAACGAAAUUUGAGAGAUUUAACAAUCAUAAAACGUAUCGUAAUAUUGAUAUCAGUAUUAGUAGUAUUACGUUUCCCAACAGUUAUUUUUAUGGUGUACGCACGUAUUGUUGGUCAUUUACAUCCGUUAACAUACGGUAUAGUUGGUUUAAUUACAUCACCAUGUCUAAUAUUCAUCGGAUUGAUAACGAUUUAUAUAACACCACAGUUACAAAGAAAUAUAUUCAUUUUUCUUCGUCACCACGACAGUCAAGUACAUGUGCAGCCAGCACCAAUGCAUCACUUGAGGGUGAGGGGUGAAGGUGAUCAUUUGAAAAUGCCAACAACGAUACAUGAUGGCUAUGGACGAAAUGAACAACUACAACUGCCUUAUGAUCACAAAUUAGCAUCAUGUGAAGUACGAAGUGGACAAAGAUCGCCAAUUAAAUUAGAAUUACAUCAACAAGUGAUUGGUGAAAUGAUAAGCUAUUCUCAAUAG